ACAUAGAAAAAGCAUCAACCCUAUGCUCAAAGGCUGUUGAGAACCAUUAUUCUUCCUCGAAUCCGUUCCAUCUUCAUCAAUGUCGGUAAACUCACCCUGCUUCUUGUUCUUCUUCCUCCUCCUUUUCACUGUUUUUUUCCCGCUUUCUUCUACUCUUCCCAACUCAGACCCUUUAACAGCCCAACCGCUUCCCAUUACCCAAGUACCACCGGCAACAAUACCCGCAUUUCCAGAGCAGUCAAAUGUUGCCGGCUGCCCACUAGACUUGCCGGAUGAACUAUUCCGGGGGAUAAAAGACGCAUGUGGUGCCACCAAAGCCGGGGAGCUCCGGCCCAGCCGGUGCUGCCCUGUUCUCGCGGCGUGGCUUUAUUCAGCCUACUCAGCCACUGCCCUCGGCAGGGCGAGCAGAGUGACUCCAGCUGUGGCGGGUCGGGGCCCGUCGUACGAUUUACCGCUACUUCCGGAUGACUCGGAAACCUGCGUCGAUGAUCUGGGGAAGGCAUUGAGGCAAAAAGGGAUAGAGCUUGCCCGGCCAAACGAGACGUGCGAUUUGGUGUACUGUUACUGCGGCAUUCGUCUGCAUCCAUUAACAUGCCCGGAGGCGUUUUCGGUGAACCAGAAGGGGAAACUCGUCGGAAAUGAAAGCGUGAAGAGAUUGGAGAGAGAUUGCUUAAGCAGCAGCACCAAUGUGAAUGGAUUUCCGGGUCUCGGUGGCUGCAAUAAGUGCUUGAAAAGUCUUCAUCGGCUUAACCGAAGGAAUGCUUUGAAUUCAAGCAAAUCAGAUGAGAGGACCACGAAAAUGCGGAAGAAAGAUUGCCAGCUGAUGGGUCUCACAUGGCUUCUUUCAAAGAAUCGCACAGCAUACAUUCACACUGUGUCCGCAGUUCUACGAGCUAUUAUGAUGAACAAGGACAACUCUGAUCCUACCUCAUGCACUCUUAGUAGCGAUGGAAUGCCCUUAGCUGUUGAUUCUUCUCAAAUCUCAAGCCAGUCUUCAUCAAUCACCCUUCAAGUAUCCAUAUAUCCCCUAGUUUUAUCACUUUGCUUCUUACUCAUGGUCCUCAAUGUUUCGCUGCUACGGUUUUAGUUCUAUUUGUUCUUUGUGGAGAAGUAUUUGUACAUCCUAUGUCGAAUCAGCCGGGAGGAGCUUAAGAUGCUUGCAGUGUUCAAGGUUAGCCAAGAAAUAUCGGUAGAGCCGGAUUUAAUGUUAGCUAGGUAGGUGUCCUGUUCCGCCGCGGGCAUUUAGGGAUGUGUAGAUGGAGAUGGACACGACAUGGUCAUUG
Rubroshorea leprosula is the source of this 1283-nucleotide messenger RNA. NCBI's taxonomy places the organism in Eukaryota, Viridiplantae, Streptophyta, Magnoliopsida, Malvales, Dipterocarpaceae. The record is from the annotation of a GenBank genome assembly.